AUGUUUCUUACAUCUUCGAACGCAUACUUUUGUGAUUCGUAUUCAUGCUCGUUUGCAAGACAAACUAUCCAAAGUUCAUCGGUGAUUGUCCUCGAAGGUGCAAAUUCAGGAGAAUCAACAACAGAAAUAGCGAAAGGUGAUAUUAAUUCUGUUUCCAAGACGGAAUUAUCGAAACUAUUUACUAAACCAACAACGCAACAUGAGCUACGCCAUUAUCCAUCGUUAUCCUCACAAAGUCAUUCACCAUCGCCCGAUCAACAAAUCACAAUACCUUCAGGUAAGAAGGCAAAAAGGAGAGCAAAGCGACGAUCACAACGACAAAGACUUAUCCAAGAAAAAGAAUUAAUCUUUAAACAACAAUCACUAUUACUAUCAGCCGCGAAAUCACAAUAUCGUGAAGGGAUGACGUUAGGUGAACUACAUGAGGAAUAUUCAAGUGAGAAGCCUUAUCAGAAUUGGAAACCAUUAUCGUUUGAUCAAUCUUUUGAACUCUGUCAAUAUGCAUGGGAUAAAUACCACAAAAAAUGA
Messenger RNA from Adineta ricciae, 528 nucleotides. The record is from the annotation of a GenBank genome assembly. NCBI's taxonomy places the organism in Eukaryota, Metazoa, Rotifera, Eurotatoria, Adinetida, Adinetidae.